CUCAAAUAUAGCAGCGAUACCAUUAGCCCGGCACAUCCGCAGCGGCAUUAGCUUCUGUGGUCGAAAUCCUCACGUUGGCGCGUGAGCAGGCUAAAUCGCUUGGUAUACCAUUGGCGACUCACCUUUCCAGCCACCUUUUGUCCCGAUUAGGCAAGAUGUCAACUUCAAUGGGAGACCAACUGCGAAGCUCCACGGAAAAGGUGCCUGGGAAGGAUUUAUUUCCAAGAUCAUGCAGUCAUAGCUGGGAGUUUGUAUGGCGGGGAAAAUGAGCAUGCGAAGAGCAUUGCAAGGUUGAUAUAGCACGGUCGUGUGCUUGUCUAGAGGGAAGAGUAUAUUGCUUGCAGUGCUGCACAGGCUGUUGCUGGUUUCACAGCAUACUCACUGACCUUCGUUCGUCAAUCUAAUAACUAAUUACGGGCUCAAGAUGCCUUUCACUCGUUCCGGGGCGGCAAUUGCUUGCCUUGCAACGGCAUUCGAGCUUGUUGCUGCUCAAGGUGGACCCGGUUCCUGGGGUCCUUCGAUACCGUUUCCAAUAGUGACAGUUUCCGGAGCCAUUGCGCCUGACACAGGGAACCUCAUUGUCUGGUCAAGUCGCGAUCGGGAUUGGUCAGGCGAUGGCAAUGUCGGGCAGACCUUUUCUGCGGAGUACAACUGGAGGACUGGAGCAGUCAACGAGCGUCUCGUGUCACAGACAAACCACGAUAUGUUCUGUAGUGGUGUCUCCAUGGGUCAUCAGGGCGAUAUUCUAGUCACUGGAGGUUCUUCAGCAACUCGUUCGAGCUUCCACGACUGGAGGACACCAGAUGUCUGGAAGCCAGGGCCAGAGCUUAAAAUUCCUCGCGGAUAUCAAACACAGACGACUUUGAGUGACGGCAGAAUGUUCUUGAUCGGUGGCUCAUGGAGUUCUAUGACUGCUGGCUGGUGGACCGGCGUCAAUGGAGGCAAACAUUCUGAGAUCUGGGAUCCUUCGACAAACGCUUGGGAGCUGCUGCCGGGUAUUCCAGUUGAUCCGAUUCUCACUGACGACUGGGCGGGCUUGUAUCGAUCUGACAAUCAUGCGUGGCUGCACACUUGGAAAGAUGGUUCAGUGUUCCACGCCGGGCCCAGCAAGAGGAUGAACUGGUUCUAUACAAAUGGCGAAGGCAGCCAUGCUCCAGCUGGCGAGCGAGAUGGUGUAGAUGCUAUGUGUGGCUUCAGUGUCAUGUAUGAUGCUGUCGCAGGAAAGAUCCUGAGUGGCGGUGGUGCUCCCAGCUAUGAGGAGUCCGCGGCCAUAACCAAUUCGCACAUCACAACAAUCAACGAAGCAUCGGGCAUCGCUCAGGUCAAGCAGCUGAAGGGCCUGAACCGAGGACGCAUCUUCGGUGAUGGCAUUCUUCUUCCCACCGGGCAUGUACUUACGACUGGUGGCAUGUCGUGGGGCAAAGUCUACACCGAUGCAACGGCCGUCACCGUGCCUGAGAUAUGGGAUCCUGUUACUGAAGAGUGGACUGAGCUGGCAGAUGAACUUACUCCUCGCACAUACCACUCUAUUGGCGUGCUGCUCCAGGAUGGCACUGUCUUCAGUGGCGGCGGUGGUCUUUGCGGUGUUGUGUGCGUCAAUGGAAUCAACCACUUCGACGGCAAGAUCUUCACACCGCCCUAUCUGUCAGGUGGUGAAGGUACCCGACCGACGAUUGAUUCCACGAGCACCCAAGAUGUUCCAGUUGGCGGCACAUUGAUCGCCACGCUGGGCGCUAACCCGGACAAUGCCACUUUUUCUCUGGUCAGACUUUCCACUGUGACACACGUCGUGAACACUGAUCAGCGCCGAGUGCCAUUGACCCCAGUCGCUCGAAAGGGAAAUUCGUAUACGCUGCAGCUGCCAGGCGACGCAGGAGUCUUGCUUCCAGGCUACUGGUAUUUGUUCGCAAUUAGUUCCGCUGGCGUACCGAGCGUUGCACAAAUUAUCAAGGUUCAUAUUUAA
This is a messenger RNA of Cercospora beticola, 1963 nucleotides long. Its product is annotated as galactose oxidase early set domain-containing protein. The record is from RefSeq and is a predicted model, not a curated record. Lineage: Eukaryota; Fungi; Ascomycota; Dothideomycetes; Mycosphaerellales; Mycosphaerellaceae.